AUGGUAUCCACUCUACGAAACAUCGACAAGUCGAAAGCCUUGAAAGAAGGAUGCAAUGCCCCUCCUGGCAGCCAAAAAGACGAAAUCGAGAAAUUUGCUGCCUACGGCAUCACUCCGCCGCGAAAGAAUGCAAAGAACUGGUGUUCGUUCGAUGAAACUGUGAAGAAAAUAGUGAAGGACUUCCCGAAAGAGUGGAAGAAUGGAGCAUUUGAGGAGAAGAGAAUCCUUCUGUUCCUGUACAGCCGAGGCUUCUUUCCAAAAACAAAUCGUCAGCAUCGAAAAGGGGACGUCCAGGAGAUGCUACGACGGAAGCUUGGGACUCGAACACGCAUGCUGCAAGUCCUCGAUGCCGAUGGAGACAAGGAUCUGUCGUCGCGGGAAGAUAAGGAAGCGCACUUUGUCAGCACUUGCUUGUCGGUUCAUCGAUACUUUCAGCAAAAGGGCAGCAACGGAUUCAAGAAAGACAUGUCAACGAAACUCCUAAAUUGCAUUGCCCAAGACAACGGUGGUGAUUCCGUGGCAGCGCUCCAGAACCUCGAACGUCUUUUCUUCGAUUACGACUUUGACGACCGAAAUCGAAUUCCUGACUCAAUAAGAACUCAGAGGUUGUCCCAAGCGACAUUCUUGUCUUCCGUCGUGGAUGUCAUCCAAAAAACACCCAUUCUCGUGAGCAAGUUUUGCGUGCCCAAGGAUUUCUUUUGUAAGGGUUUCAAGAAGAACCUGCCGGGAUAUGCGAGGUUCAUGGAAUGGAACCAACCAGCUGAGUUUGUUUCUUUGGAGGAAAUCACUGAUCCUGAACUUGAGAAGUCCAUGGAAGAACGUUGGAGGGCCGACUGCAAUACCCCCAAGAAAGCAACCUUCUGGCCUGACGAUUUCACUGCCAUGCCUGCGUCCAUGUCCAUGGAUGGUCUCGAGGGCAAAGGAGGUGAAGGUCUGGUUGAUACUUCAUCCAACAACGACGACACCGAAGAAGAGGAUUCGUCGGGAUCUGAAGAUUGCAGCGACGACGAGCAGUCCCAGGGUUCGGACGAAGGUGAUGAUGCAUUGCACGCCAUGGUAAUGCUCGGGACACGUCUUGUGGGCGGGAAGAGGUACUGGUUGAUUCAAAACUCGUGGGCCGACGGAGGCAUGCAACUGCUAGAGAUGAGCACGGAGUACCUUCAAGAGUCCGGCGCUGUUCUAAACUUCUUUGACGAAAUUGGCCGCCAUUUGAAAACGAAGGAGUCGCUGAGUGUUCCGGUCCAGCUUUGCCCAUCACCCAUCGCCGAAAGCAGCCAGCUUGAGCGCUCUGAUUGUGGAAACUGGGGAGAAAGCCUUCUCUUUGAGGUCGGAGGAAAACGCGGAAGUGCUGCAGAACGGAACGCGAGCACCAUCAACAUGUAG
Seminavis robusta is the source of this 1383-nucleotide messenger RNA. The record is from the annotation of a GenBank genome assembly. Lineage: Eukaryota; Bacillariophyta; Bacillariophyceae; Naviculales; Naviculaceae.